UGCUGAUUGGUGGGACACACACCUGUGCAGGUUCACCUGAGCUGCAGGCAAAGGAGUCCCUGUUAGAGGCCGUCUGGGGCCACAGCAGGGCGGACGGACACAGGGACGCCAUGGAGGAGCUGGUGGGGCUUCGAGAGGGCUCCUCGGGGAACCCUGUGACUCUUCAGGAACUGUGGGGCCCGUGUCCCCGCAUCCGCCGACGCAUCAGAGGCGGCUUGGAGUGGUUGAAGCAGAAGCUGUUCCGUGUGGGUGAGGACUGGUACUUCCUGGCCACUCUCGGGGUGCUCAUGGCCCUGAUCAGCUACACCAUGAGCUUCACCGUGGGGCGAGUGGUCCGAGCACACAAGUGGCUGUACCGGGAGAUUGGAGACAGCCACCUGCUCCGGUAUCUCUCCUGGACCGUGUACCCGAUGGCCUUGGUCUCCUUCUCCUCCGGCUUCUCACAGAGCAUCACGCCCUUCUCAGGAGGUUCUGGAAUCCCGGAGCUGAAGACCAUCUUGUCCGGGGUGGUCUUGGAGGACUACCUGGACAUCAAGAACUUUGGGGCCAAGGUGGUGGGCCUCACCUGCACCCUGGCCUCCGGCAGCACCAUCUUCCUGGGCAAAGUGGGCCCCUUCGUGCACCUGAGUGUGAUGAUCGCUGCCUACCUGGGCCGCGUGCGCACCAAGACCAUUGGGGAGUCCGAGGACUCGGAUCCCCAGAACAAGAGCAAACAAAACGAAAUGCUGGUGGCGGCAGCGGCAGUGGGCGUGGCCACAGUCUUCGCAGCGCCCUUCAGCGGCGUCCUGUUCAGCAUCGAGGUCAUGUCUUCCCACUUCUCCGUCUGGGAUUACUGGAGGGGCUUCUUCGCUGCCACUUGCGGGGCCUUCAUGUUCCGCCUCCUGGCCGUCUUCAACAGCGAGCAGGAGACCAUCACCUCCCUCUUCAAGACCAGCUUCCGGGUGGACGUCCCCUUCGACCUGCCGGAGAUCUUCUUUUUUGUGGCGCUGGGGGCCAUCUGUGGCGUCCUGAGCUGCGCGUACCUCUUCUGUCAGCGAAAUUUCCUCAUCUUCGUCAAGACGAAUCCGCUCACCUCCAAACUACUGGCCACCAGCAAGCCCCUAUACUCCGCCCUGGCCGCCCUGGUUCUCGCCUCCAUCACCUACCCCCCUGGCGUGGGCCGCUUCAUGGCUUCUCGGCUGUCCAUGAAGCAGCACCUGGACACACUGUUUGACAACAACUCGUGGGCACUGAUCACCCGGAACUCGUCCCCGCCCUGGCCCGCCGAGCCCGACCCCCAGAACCUGUGGUUCGAGUGGUACCACCCACGGUUCACCAUCUUUGGGACCCUUGCCUUCUUCCUGGUUAUGAAGUUCUGGAUGCUGAUCCUGGCCACCACCAUCCCCAUGCCCGCUGGCUACUUUAUGCCCAUAUUCAUCUUUGGAGCUGCCAUUGGGCGCCUCAUAGGGGAGGUCCUCUCUGUUGCCUUUCCUGAGGGCAUCGUGGCCGGAGGGGUCACCAACCCCAUCAUGCCCGGGGGGUAUGCCCUGGCAGGGGCUGCGGCCUUCUCAGGGGCUGUGACCCACACCGUCUCCACGGCGCUGCUGGCCUUCGAGCUGACCGGCCAGAUCGUGCACGCGCUGCCCGUGCUGAUGGCGGUGCUGGCGGCCAACGCCAUUGCCCAGAGCUGCCAGCCCUCCUUCUACGACGGCACCAUCAUUGUCAAGAAGCUGCCAUAUCUCCCGUGGAUCCGGGGCCGAAAAAUCAGCUCUCACCGCGUCAUUGUGGAGCACUUUAUGAACUGCAGCAUCACCACGCUGGCCAAGGACAUGCCACUGGAGGAGGUGGUCAAGGUCAUCACCUCCACAGACAAGGCUGAGUACCCCCUGGAGGAGAGCACAGAGUCUCAGAUCCUGGUGGGCACCGUGCGAAGGGCCCACCUGCUGCAGGCCCUCCAGGCUGAGCCACCUUCCUGGGCUCCAGGACACCAAGUGCACUAUCUCCAGGACAUCUUGGCUGGGGGCUGCCCCAUGGAGCCAGUGACCCUGCAGCUGUCUCCAGAGACCUCCCUGCACGAGGCACACAACCUCUUCGAGCUGCUGAACCUUCAGUCCCUCUUUGUGACGGCUCGAGGCAGAGCUGUGGGCACCGUGUCUUGGGUGGAGUUGAAGAAAGCAAUUUCCAAUGUGACAAACCCACCGGCCCCAAAGUGAGCCAGCCUGGCAAGAAGAACCGGGGCACCUAAGUGCCCUGGCGAAGCAGAUGGGGCAGGCAUCCUGCCUCCCUGCCCACCACAGCUCGCCCUACCCCCCAGCCCAGCUCAGCUCCUCAGUGAAGCAGGCAGCUCGGACCUUGCACCUGGGUGGGAUAAGUGCCACCUGCCUUGAAGGACAAAUCCCACCGUGGACCGAGCUCAGAAUGCAAAACAGUAUAAAACCUGCACACAGUGGGCACUCCACCCUCGUCGGUCAAAUUCGCCAGUGACGGAUGAGAUUGAUCGACGCUGUCACCAAGGGCAGGCACGAUCCCCUCUGGGGUCGACGCCCAACCAGAGGCUCCUGAGAGAAAUAAAGCUAUUUCCCAGAGCCUCAAUUCAUCCCCCAUCUCCGCUCCAAGGGCACUCACGUGGCACCCCAGCUUCUUCUCGUGCUGGCUGAGCAAGAUCUUGGGGCUGCUCGUGGUCAGGUGGGCAGUGCAGGCCCGGGGUCCUGGUCUCCCACUCCUCCUGGCAGGGAGAUAUGGGGAGAG
Messenger RNA from Myotis myotis, 2727 nucleotides. Its product is annotated as chloride channel protein ClC-Ka. The record is from RefSeq and is a predicted model, not a curated record. Gene Ontology annotation, biological process: transmembrane transport; chloride transport. Bases 111 to 2192 code for a protein of 693 amino acids. NCBI's taxonomy places the organism in Eukaryota, Metazoa, Chordata, Mammalia, Chiroptera, Vespertilionidae. Gene Ontology annotation, molecular function: voltage-gated chloride channel activity. The transcript has 20 exons. Gene Ontology annotation, cellular component: membrane.